Ixodes scapularis (black-legged tick) is the source of this 1428-nucleotide messenger RNA. RefSeq names its product WD repeat-containing protein 54. Gene Ontology annotation, biological process: sperm axoneme assembly; cilium-dependent cell motility; cilium assembly. The coding region runs from base 263 to 1225 and encodes 320 amino acids. The record is from RefSeq and is a predicted model, not a curated record. Gene Ontology annotation, molecular function: protein binding. Lineage: Eukaryota; Metazoa; Arthropoda; Arachnida; Ixodida; Ixodidae. The transcript has a single exon.
CAUAUCGUGGGAAAUGACGUUCGUGUCAUUAGUUAUCAAAGUUUCCACGUGUUUCCAUGGCAGCGGGUCAUGACACCGAUCGCGCGAGUGGGAGUAUAGAUCCUCGAGACACCAAAGUGCGGUCAUCGGCUCUUGUGUAGUGUUUCUGAAAUACAUCGUUGCCAUAGCAGCUCUCUGUUCCCUGUUUGGCGAAGAAAUCAAUAAUGCCCUCGCCAGCACUGCGAUUGAAGGUGGGACAAGGCUCAUUGUAGCCAUCAGCGUCAUGUAUCGGAAGGACAAAAGUAUCAUGUGCAAAAACAGUGUCUCGGCACUGUCCAACAACUUGACAUGUUGCUUGGAAGCUGGCAAAGUGAGUUUGGCCUUCGUAAGCCGAUCGCAUGUCAACACCCUGAUGAAGUCACCCGACGGAACCGUCAACCACUCUCAAGUAACUUGCAAGGAUGUUGGUGGGAGUCCCUGCACGCAACUGAUCCAAGUCAAGUGGGUCCGAAUGGGAAACUCCAAGACGUUCCUAGUCAUCGCGUCGCAGCGAUCGUUCCAGAUCUUCGAGUGGGAUGGAUCAGUCUUUCUUCACUGUCAUCCCUUCUCUCAAGACCUCGACGCCAGUCAAGCUACCUACGGCCGCGGGAUAGGAACGUGUGGCUCGAGCCUUCUAUGCGUCGGUUGCCACAACGGAACUAUUCUUGUGCAUCUCAUUUCGCGCGACAACACCGUUACUUUCUGCCAGCGUGCCAAACAGCACGACUAUCCGAUCACAGACAUACACAGCUACGAUGACGUCAUGGCGAGCGCUGAUGACGGUGGCGCCAUCUGUUUGUGGAAAGGCAAAACGGCCAUUGCGUUGUUUCAUAAGCUGCCGACAGCGGGCGCGCCUUGUGUGAGCGUUCGCGUUUGGCACGAUUUGGUGGUUGCGGGAUACGCAACGGGACAUGUGCGCGUUUUCAGCACAGAAUCCUGUCAGCUUGUAGCUGAGGCGUCCGCUCAUGCGAGGUGGAUCUCGGCGAUUGAUGUGGCACCGGACACAGGACUCAUGCUCUCCGUGUCCGAGGACUCUUUUGUCCGCGUUUGGCAACUCGAUCGUGAUGGCGAAUCAACGAUUAUGCUCAAAUACAGCGCGACUAUCUCCAAUUCUCAGCUUGUAGGUGGCGCAUUCAUGGCUGAGGAUGGAAGUUCCUUUGCAGUUGUGGCUUACGAUUCGGAGGAAGUGUUCAUCUUCAAGAAAUAGCCUUGACAAUGGGCAAUGGUCAAAUGGAGGACGCCAAGUUAUACUGAAUCAAAACAAAUGUAUUGCUUACGCUGAGCACCAAACCAAACGUGUGGUGUGGUAUUACUAGCACAAAAUUACUUCAGAGGAAGGGCACUGCUAUUUAUGAAGAUAGCUAUGUCAACAUGAAACCGUUGUUAUAUGAUCAUGUAAAGUUAACCAAU